CCGGCCAUCCGCACGCGCUUCGACUCGCGCGACGAGAGCCACCGCCUGCACCUGGUGCCGCCGUCCUCGGCCGACCGCUCGCCGCUCAAGUCGUGGCGCAACCUCCCGAGCCCGCUGGGCGAGCACCACCUGCUGGAGAGCCAGCGCGAGUACGUGGAGAUCGAGGAGCAGGCGCGCAGGCAGGGGCGCUCCAAGGCGCGCACCAUCAACCACAUCACGCUCGGCUUCAUCGCCUACUUCGCCGUGGCCGCCGGGCCGUUCGGCGUCGAGGAUGCGGUGAGAGCCGCGGGCGCGUACCCCGUUCUGCUGGCGGUCGUGCUGCUGCCGUUCACGUGGGGGCUGCCACAGGCUCUGAUGACGGCAGAGCUCAGCUCGAUGAUAGACGAGAACGGGGGCUACAUUCUGUGGGUGCGCCGCGGACUGGGCCAGUACGCGGGCUGGGUGAAUGCCUUCAACAGCAUCGCCAGCAACGUCUGCGACCUGCCCACGUACCCCGUGCUGUUCUGCAGCUACGUCGAGGCGUUCUUGGCGUCGGGUUAUGGCUACACGCUGUCGGGCACGGAGCAGUGGCUGGUCAAGUGCUCGGCGCUGCUGCUGGUGUUCACGUCGAACGCCGUGGGCAUGCGCGCGGUGGCGAUGGCGUCAGUGCUGAUGUCGCUCUUCGUACUCGCGCCGUUUGUGUUGGAGCCUUUGUCCAUUGAGACCUUCAACCUCGCAACGUGGGGCAGCGUGGCGCCGCAGAUCGACUGGUCGCUGUUCCUGUCGACGAUUCUGUGGAACUAUCAAGGCUGGGACUCACUUGGCUGCGUCGCUGGCGAAGUCAAGGACGGUGGCAGAACCUACCCGAUUGCCAUCGUGAUCGCGAUGGGUCUUAUUACUAUUAACUACGCCUUCCCAGUUGGUGCUGGCAUCAUGGUGCAAUCGGACUUUUCGCAGUGGCACGAAGGCUCUCUGGAGACCAUCGCCAUGGCAAUCGCUCCGUGGCUGGGCGUGUGGGUUGGUAUGGCUGCAGUCGUUGCGACCCUGGGCGAGUUCAACGUCGUGAUGGCGUGCAGCUCUCGAGCGUUGUGGGCGACGGCGGACUACAAGAUGCUUCCCUCCUUCCUCUCUAUCGAGUGGAAGCGCUUUGGAACGCCCAUUGCGGCGGUGAUCUUCCAGACCAUGACCACCGGCGUGCUCAUGAACUUCUCGUUCGAGUUCUUGGUGGUGCUUGACACCUUCUUCAACAAUCUCACGCUGCUGCUCGAGUUCUUUGCGUUCCUGCGUCUCAAGUACAUCGAGAAGGACACCGAGCGUCCGUUCGUGGUGCCGUUCGGCAACACCGGCGCGUGGGCGAUCACGCUACCCAAGAUCUUGGUGCUGUCCGGUGUGCUGCUCGCGCAGAAACGCCACGUGUGGGUGACCUGCGGCCUGUUCAACCUCUUCGUGUCCAGCGCGUAUUUGGUGUGGCGCCGCUUCCAGCCGGCUCCUAUGGCGACGUACGGGUCCUCCACGACUUCAUACGGAACUGGCGAAUUGUCU
Messenger RNA from Phytophthora sojae, 1521 nucleotides. RefSeq lists its product as hypothetical. Gene Ontology annotation, molecular function: transmembrane transporter activity. NCBI's taxonomy places the organism in Eukaryota, Oomycota, Peronosporomycetes, Peronosporales, Peronosporaceae. Gene Ontology annotation, biological process: transmembrane transport. The record is from RefSeq and is a predicted model, not a curated record. The transcript is spliced from 5 exons. Gene Ontology annotation, cellular component: membrane. The annotation marks the transcript as partial.